Echinops telfairi (small Madagascar hedgehog) is the source of this 1263-nucleotide messenger RNA. It is a transcript of the gene TM4SF1, whose product is annotated as transmembrane 4 L six family member 1. The transcript is spliced from 5 exons. The coding region runs from base 240 to 848 and encodes 202 amino acids. Gene Ontology annotation, cellular component: membrane. The record is from RefSeq and is a predicted model, not a curated record. Lineage: Eukaryota; Metazoa; Chordata; Mammalia; Afrosoricida; Tenrecidae.
CGGCCUCUGGUUUCGCCGGCCCCCAGGGUUUCAUCUGAAGGGCGGGACCUUCCUAUUCCCCCAUUCCCACUCCCACCCCAGGGCCAAUGAAAGCAACAUACCUCAGCCUCCCAGUGACUAAGAGCUCCCAGUAUUUAAGAAGUUGCGGGAACCCGCUGAGAACUGCUGUGGCUUCCUCCCUGCAAAGGGUGCGCUCUGCUCCCUGAAGGGACAAGCCCAGUCCCCCUGCCGCCGAGAGCAUGUGCUGCAACCAGUGCUCCCGCUACCUGGGCGCCAGUCUCUGUGUGCUCGCUGCCCUGUGCAUCACGGCGAACGUCCUGCUGUACUUUCCCCACGGAGAGACGAAGCCUGCUUCCGAGAACCACCUUAGCCGCUUCGUGUCCUUCUUCUCGGGGAUCGUGGGAGGAGGCCUGCUGGUAUUCCUGCCCGGCUACGUCUUCUUGGGACUGGAGAGGGAGAACUGCUGUUGUUGCCUUGGAAACCACAGCUGUGGCAAGAGAUGUGCGAUGCUGUCCUCUGUCCUGGCCGCCCUCAUUGGAAUCGCAGGAUCUGGCUACUGUGUCAUUGUGGCAGCCCUGGGCUUAGCAGAAGGACCACUGUGUAAAAACAGCGAACAGCAGUGGGACUACCCCUUUGCCAACACCGAGGCAAAGUACCUUGUGGAAAGUUCAUCCUGGUCCAAGUGCAUUGAACCUGAGCACAUAGUGGAAUGGAAUACAACUCUGUUUUCUAUCCUAUUGGCUCUUGGUGCGAUUGAGUUCAUCUUGUGUCUCAUUCAAAUCCUAAACGGAGUGCUGGGAGGCAUCUGUAGCUAUUGCUGCUGUCGGCAGCAGUGGUAUGACUGCUGAAACAGCCAGCGCAGGACAGAACCACAGCCGGCCUUUUUGCAUCGUAAUUUAUUGUACUUGCAUUAAAUUGUACAGCUCACCUGUUCCAGUUUUAUGAACAUGUGUACAAGCUGACCUCGUCACAGAUUAGCAAGUGUUUGGACUUAGUAAACAGACUUUUAUUUUAUUUUUGUCUCUUAAGAAAUAAAAAACAAAAACAAAAACACCUGACUUCACUCAGGAGAUAAUUGACACCAGUCUGAGUGAGGGUCCUCAGAAAAUCUGAGAGGGGCUAUGGCCUGGAGUUACGUUCCUGAGAAACAUUGCAAGGAUAGAAAUUACAUUCCAAAUGCUAGUGUGUAUACCUAUACACACAUAUGUAUGCAUAUACAUUAUAUAUAUACACAUACACACAUGUAUGCAUGUGGUUUUUAAA